Scleropages formosus (Asian bonytongue) is the source of this 995-nucleotide messenger RNA. Its product is annotated as putative olfactory receptor 52P1. Gene Ontology annotation, cellular component: plasma membrane. The transcript has 2 exons. Lineage: Eukaryota; Metazoa; Chordata; Actinopteri; Osteoglossiformes; Osteoglossidae. Gene Ontology annotation, molecular function: olfactory receptor activity; G protein-coupled receptor activity. The record is from RefSeq and is a predicted model, not a curated record. Gene Ontology annotation, biological process: G protein-coupled receptor signaling pathway. The coding region runs from base 33 to 995 and encodes 320 amino acids.
AGAGACUGUGGGACUAAAGUUAGGUGUCUCAAAUGUCCAGCAACAUGCAGGAAUACACAGUCAGAAAUCUCUCUUACACAGACUUCAUCCUGAUUGGUUUCUCUGGACCCAGAGAGUGGAGGCAACUUCUCUUCAUCCCAUUUUUUAUCAUCUUUGUAAUAUCAGUCAUUACAAACAUCAUUCUUAUGUCUAUAAUCCUAUCAAACAGGGUUUUGCAUUCUCCCAUGUGUCUGCUGAUAUGUGCAAUGUCCUUUGUUGACCUUACUAUAAUAAUCUGCUGUGUUCCACAUAUGCUUUUCAGUCUCUUACUAAACUGGAACCAUAUAUCUCUAUUGGGUUGCUUGGUUCAGAUGUUCUUUGUUCAUGCAGGUGGUGGCCUCCAGUCCACUAUUUUCAUGUGGAUGGCACUGGAUCGAUACUUUGCCAUCUGUGCACCGCUUCGUUACAAUGAACACAUGAGCUGCUCUGCCUUCCUAAAAUUUGUCCUAGUUCCUGUGCUGAGAAAUGUCAUUUUUGUCCUAGCAGUCAUAAGCCUUGCUGGAUCCCUGUCGUACUGCCAGUCCAAUGAGAUCGAUCACUGUUUCUGUGAACACAUGGCACUGGUCACACUGGCCUGUGGCUCCAUACGAAUCAACAACAUCCUUGGACUGGCUGGUACUUUUUGUGUCCCGGCAGUUGAUUUUCUUUUAGUAACUGCCUCCUACAUAAAAAUAUUUGUCUCUGUUUUCAGGUCAGGGAAGUCUAGCCAAAAAGCUCUCAGUACCUGUAUCACUCAUAUUAUGGUAAUAACCGUGAGUUUAAUUUUUGUCCUAACAUCAUACCUUUCAUACAGAGGAAGCAGCAAUUUUUCAUCAAAUAUCCGUGCUGUAAUAAGUACAAUGUAUUUGCUCAUUCCUGGCUGUUUCAACCCUGUUAUUUAUGGCAUCAGGACAAAAGAAAUAAGGCUACACAUGAUGAAAGCACUGAAAUGUGGAAAAAUUACCCCAUCUCACUAA